UGUCAGAGCUGGUACCCGAACCCGGACGAGUGUGUGAGGGUAGCGUGCACUGCCAUCACUCAGUUGGCUCUGUUACUUGCCCUGUGUCGUUCAUCUGCAGUCAUGAAAGGAACGACGACCUUGUUUUUGUGUGUGUUUGCGACGGUGGCCACUCUCACGGGCGUUAGAGCUGCCAUUGAUGUAAAGGCGUGGCUCGGCGAAGAACCCCUCACUCCCGAGAGAAUCCUGGAGGAGCUGGUCGAGUACUUCUCUCAGCGAGAUCCCCAGGGCAUACCCGUGCUGAAAGUGCCGGAGCCCAUCGAAGCCCCAGACAAGGUGACGGCCUCACAGAUCACGCUGUGGGACUUGAAGAUCUCGGGUCAUUCGGGUCUGCGGCUCGAGUACAUCAAUGUCAACCUCACCACUUUUACGGCCGUGGUGCGCAUCAGUGUCCCAAAGAUCAACGUGUUGGGACAGUACGAGUGGCCCGGCUGGUGGUCCACGAGUGCCGGAAGUGCCAACAUCACCAUCAGUGACAUCCAACUGGCACUCAACCUCCAGCUUGGCAUCAACACCAAGGGUUUGUUGAUGGUGGAUGGACUGCAGAUUACGCUGAACUACGAAGACCUCAUUUUGGGAUUCGAGGGGCUGUCGAGCGAGCACUCCCUCCUCGUCACCGCCGCUGACACCUUCUUCAGCACGAUCAUCCAGCCCUUGAUCGUCGGUGGGAUACAAGACAAACUAACAACAGUUCUCAACGAAAGACUGGAACAGCGGCUGAAGGACCAACCUUUCCCUAACUCCAUUUCCCCCGUGGAUUAUCUCAUCGCGAAGGUGCGCCGUGACAUGCGGGAAUCAGGGAAGGACCCCAUUGUCAUAGAGAGGAAGGACGUCAACCUGGCUUGGGGCGUCUCGGUACAGCUCAAGAACAUCGAGAUCAAAGGCCUGACCACCUUGCACCGAACACAUGAGGUCUCGGCGCAGUUCAUCGACAACGCUCUUUUCGUCACCAUCCAGAUCGGGACGCAGCAGCUGAAGGCCGGCGCUGAUUGGUCCAUCUCCGCCUCACUGAUGCCCGCUGUGGGAGGCCAUCUGGACGUCGAGGUGGAGAGCCUGUCCGUCACCGUGAUGGCCAAGCAGCCGGCCGACAUCCGAAGCCCUCCCGUGCUGAGGGAGAUUGAUAUCCAGCUCGGUAAUCUGGCUGUGAGAUCGGUAGGAGAGAGCACCAUGGACUAUCUCGUUGAACUGAUGGUCAAUCUCCUACCCAACACCUUCAGGAAUAUCAUCAUGGACAAGAUUGAGCCCAAAAUCCACCAGGCCAUCCAGAAGCAAUUCAACGGCUUGGAUAUACACAGGAUCAUCUUAACCAAGUUAGCUGAGAAGAGACAAGCUGAAGCCAACGCAUCCCCUUAAGAGCAUUUCGUGCAAGCGUCAAGUGUUCUUAAAGGGACCUUGAAGUCAGGCGAUGCUGCUGCUGCUCUUAGUCACUUAGGAAAAUUGUUAUGGUUAGAAAUAAUGGAAUAGUUAUAUUUUGUAUUUUUUUCUUUCUUUUUUGUUUCCUACUUGAUAUUGGUGAGAUUUUAAAAGAAAGAUAAAUUGCUUUGUCAUUCUUUAAUAUUGUGGUGAUGAGUACGUGGUCAUUCUAUUAAUAAAGACUUUUUUCUCUUGUUAGAAAGAAGUU
Penaeus vannamei (Pacific white shrimp) is the source of this 1660-nucleotide messenger RNA. The record is from RefSeq and is a predicted model, not a curated record. Lineage: Eukaryota; Metazoa; Arthropoda; Malacostraca; Decapoda; Penaeidae.